UUUUCACUGUCUGAAUCAUCUGAUACGUGUUUUGCGUUCUGAAAUUGAAACCGGUUGAAACGCGUAAUGAUUUUUUCAUCAUCUUCUGACCUAAUUCUUUGAUCGUAUUCCAAACAGACUUGUGACGUCACACAUUUCAAAGUCAUUCACGUUUCAAAAAUUGAACUCUUCGAAGCUUUCAAAACAUGUCGAAAUCAUAUGGAGUUUAUUCAAAAAUGUUUGCGUUUAUUUUGUUUUGAUUGAAAGCCCCGACCGAAGCAGCCUAUCCUUAUUGUUUAUCCUCGAUUAGAAAGAGCCCUGCUGACUACAUUAGGAGUGCUGAUUUGGGUCGGUCCCGUGUUUUCAGACCUAAUGUUGGUUCACGUGUUUUGGGGGACGAGGCUUAGGACGUCUUAAAACAUGUAAUGUGUAUCGAGCACGUCCUAUUUGAUCGGUGAUUAAGUCCACACCUUGAAUUUCCGGCUGAUUGCAGGUAGUUACAGCUGAUUUAUUGUUGUGAAAUUGUCAAUGAUAUUUUCAUUGCAAAGCAAACUUGACGAAUUUAGUUUAGAAAACUUGAAAAAAAUUAGAAACUGAAAUUUAGACCUGCCAGAUAAAUCCUGUCUAAUCCGAGUUCUAUGUUUUGAUUGGCUAGAAUAAAUGGCUGGCAAUUACCUCAACUGGCUUGGCUAAUUUAUGAUUUUGGUUUUGUAAGAAAGGAGCUCAUUUUCAGUUCAAAUUCUCCUAAUUGUUUGGCCAACUUGAAAUCAAAACACAGUUUCACCUCUCUCGCUGUCGUCUUUUUUGAACCUACCUUGUAAAAAUAGAUUUAUGGUGCUCGAUGUUCGGCUAUUUAGCACAGGGUUGAGAUUUACAAAGAGAGAAGUGAUUUAUAUAAAAGUUGUUUAAAGUGCAACUUAAAUUCUCUCAAAUUAAGUUUCUGCUGCCCAGUUUGUGUUUAAGUUGCUCUCUUCGCUGUCAUUUGAAAGCCAGUAUUUGUCGCCAGCCAAGUCAUAAACUGGUUGCCAAACCCUUUGAUUGUAAAACAAAGCUAAUUGCGCCCUAUUCCCCCACAGGUUAUUUAUUUUUUGUGGCUCGUAAAACAACUUCAGCCCAACCAGGUUUAUUUUCACUUGUCACGCAGUUCCUCAGCAAGGCAGCAAUACAUACCAUAUUACGGCCCGUCGAUUCAUUUCGUCUUAGCCCAAAAUUGGACUCUGAAUUCUCAUUUUGAAAAUUCUGCUCCGAGACGUUUCUCAAAAUCCCGCAAGUUGUUCAAAUUAUCAAGUCAGUCGGAAAAAGUAGCAAGUCAAUAUUCUGGAGUUUUACACAAACUAAGAGUUAGUUGUGACUUUUGCUGAAGGUAAUUACCAUUUUGAAAGCGAAACAAUUUCGUCGAAAAACAAUUUCUUCAAAAGGUCAAAUUUUUAUUUCAAAAUUCAAUUUUAGAAAAAAAUUAGUUUGACCCUUAAUUAGUUUGAAGUAAUCGGGUCAGUGAAAUUUAAUAAUUCUGAUAGCAAUUAUUUGCGAAGGUUGUAUGUUGAAACCAUUAUUACUACACUUCCUUUGAUAUUAGUCAGUGCUCUUAAUUCGGAAGAAAAGGUUCAUUUAGUCUGUAUCCGAAACCCAAACGAAGCUCAUUAUCAGUCUAAUAAACCAAACGCAAACACACCAAACGAUUGAUUUCUAUAUUUGAAUCCACCCUUUAAAUAUUCUUAUCUCAUUCACAGUUUAGAAUUUGUUCAAAUCAUCAAAGAGUUUACGAGUUUUUUGUUGGCACCAUCGUACGACCAGCAUAUUUUCAGGAAGUUAUCGCUAUCUUAUUUAUUCAUUUGUAGUAGUAUCUUUAUUACUACUCGAAAAGCUAUUCAGACGAAAAAAAAUACACAAAAAAUCUACUUAUUUGAGUCAAGUUAUCUGGAUUUGUUUUGCGUCAAAAAUAGUUUGUUUGUAACAUUGGACGCAAUUCGGACCAAACUAUUGUGUCUCAGCUGGAAAAAAUAGCGUGAUUUGAUAAUGCGUCAAUUUUUGUUGAACUACUAGAAAAACAAGGCAGUAUUUUCGCUUUCAUCUAACCGCACUUCAAUCAAUAGAUUUAAACUCAGAAGUCGCUUUAAACCCAAGCAUUUUUUCCUCUCCACUAUUACCUGGCCGCAGUCCCUCCAUUAGCCAUUUUCUCCUCCGCAGCUUCAAAGCCCAGUUUAUGACUCUGGAUUUAUUUUUUCAUUAGUUACGAUUCACUCAGAAAUGAAAAGACACUACAGCCAAAUACUACAACUGCAUCAUAUAAUUCAGCCGACCUGCCGUCUUUAAAAGGAAUCAACCGACAGACGCAUCAUUAAUCAUUGUUUUUUUUUAUCCCUGUUAUUUAGUAUUUGAUCCUACCCUAUUGCUAUUGUUUGGUUGCCGCAACUGGAAUAUUUGAAUAUUAAUCUGGAAUUUCCCACCAAUCCGUGUAUUAACUCAUCCUGACAAAUCUCCGCUUCUGAAAGCAGAUACGUCAUUGUUUCUCCAAACCAAACGGAAUAGAUUAACCGCCUCUCAUUCUUUUCAAGCUUGCCUUGGAGUUCGAAUAAUAAAAAAUUGCAAAAAAUACUAAUUGAAAAGAAUUACGUUUUUAAAUAAUUCUGUAAUUGAUACCUCUUGAAAGAAGUUGUACAGAUUCAUUUGUUAUUCAGAGAAUCAUUGCGUAAGUUUGCAUUUACAUCGCGGCGGUAGAAUAAUACAGCCAAUUACACUGGUCGAGUAAUUUGAAAAAUUCGACGCUUUUUAAGUAAAUUCACAAAUUCUAUACUUUAAUAUGUACUUUGAAUCUUCUAAUAUGUGUACCAGUAUACACCAGCAGAACUGCUGCAAAUCAUCGAAUCCAAAGACAUGCCGACAAUUAGAUUCGUCAGGGAGUCGGCGUCUCAAAUCAUACAGAAAUGCGAAAUACUUCAGAUGGGACACAAAGUUUAUUCACAUGCUUUUCUUCACCUUAUUUCUAGUUUUAUUAUCGUGUCCGCAACUGGCAUCAGCUUUCACAGCUGAAACAUUCGAGGAACACGCACACAGAAAACACGUAGUGUUUGUCCAAGGAGCUGAUAAGUGGACAGAACAGUCUGAAGCGGAAUGCCAAUACAGAUUCGAGUACGAACGGUGGCCAUGCGACCUAAACGACCACCGGGACAUCGUGACCGGAAACAACAAAUCGGUUCUCCAAGGAACCAAAGAGGCGGCAUUUGUCCAGGCUCUGACAGCCGCAAGUAUUAUCCACACAUCCCUAAAGCUUUGUUUCGAUGGAACUGAAGGUGUUGACUGUGACUGUAAAGAGGAAAACGAGAACCGUUACGAAGGUUCGAGUUCGGUGGAGGCGGGGGACGUGACGAAUACAUUUGUUCUUUGCAGCGAGCAUUACAUCAAGUACGCCACCAGGGUAUUUGGCAAGUUUCGAAUGUCAUGGCUGCAGAAUAAAGAGGAACCCGAGGACUUCAUGAUCAUGCACAACUCGGAGACCGGACGCCGAAGUUUGAUCAAGCGCAAAUACGAGAAGUGCAGUUGUCAUGGCAUGUCGGGAUCCUGCAGUUCCAAGACUUGUUGGCAGGAAUUGCCUCAGAUGAGACACAUAAGUGCAGUUCUAAAGAGCAUUUACAACAACGACAGGAACAGCGUGAAAACAUUGCUCCAUACACAAACAGGAGUGAAACACAAGUUGUUGACCAUCGAUAGCAGAAUGAUGCCGUCCAAAAACGCGCUGGUAUUUAUCGAAGAUUCCCCGGAUUAUUGUGGGUACAUGCAUGAAAGGAAUUGUUCCAAAAUUAUCCCCCCGCAUUACGAGCAGGAAAAUAUACCCGACUGGGAAAAAGAACACAGAUCGAGACUGAUGAAGUCGUGCGAUAAUUUGUGUUCGGAUUGCGGUUACGACGUGUGGGAACGACAAGUGAAGGUUUUGAACACGGAGUGCGAAUGUGUUUUUCACUGGUGUUGUACCGUGAAUUGUUCCAGUUGCGAAGUUGACCGGACGCUUCACUCUUGUAGAAGUCGGACACCUAUUACACUAACCCCUUAACAAACUCAACAGACAGACAGACAUUUUUAUCUCCUCCAAUUCGACAAUUGAAUUGCUAUUGCAACCCCAAGCUUGAGUCUUCUCAUCAUAAAUCGCAGUAGACUUUCUUCUAAAACUCUAAAUGCUCUUUAAUAAAUAGCUUUCAAUCUUUAAUGCCAUCUAAAUUUUGGUCAUCAAAAAGCAAAAUUUUCUGACACAUUUUCUGCGAACUUUUAAAUAUAGUCCAAUUCGUGCGUUGGCCCCAUGUUGAAAUUAGGUGGCAUUAUCAUAAAUCACAGAAACAGCAAAUGUGCGAUAUUUAACUGUAUCUAGUUUUUAAGGCUUUGUGUCUAUUUUUUGUUUGUCUACAGUGUUGAAUGAUUUGCAUUUAGUGUUUUUAUGGAGCAGCGACUUAAAGAGCUCAAAAGAUUUGUAUGUCGCGGUAUGGCUGAAAAUCUAGCCUCUUGCUUUAAUCUGAUGAAAUCAUCAUUGAUUUUCCUUUCGAGUAUAUAUUUUUGUACUAAUUUCCUUCACUAAAAGUCUGAAUUUAUGGCUCAAUGUCCUUCGCAGAUUGUGCAAUUUCCAAGCUACACAGAUUUAGAAUCCAUAGAAUGUUAAAUCGCAAAAUAUGUGCCAAAGAUUCGAUCUGGCACCGUUGGGUUGUUGUUUAAAGUUGCUUCCAGGAAAGCCAGUGUCUUCCUAAAGGAAGGGAGGGAGCGUAAUAAAGUUUAGCCCCAAGAAUAAACUGAUUCGAUGAAAUUUGUAAAUAGUUGAAAGUUGUAGCAUGAAUUUAAUUUUCAUUUUCAAAUUUAGAUAUUCUUACUA
Molecule: messenger RNA, 4831 nt
Organism: Symsagittifera roscoffensis
Lineage: Eukaryota; Metazoa; Xenacoelomorpha; Acoela; Convolutidae
Product: protein Wnt-8-like
Exons: 1
Coding region: 2780-4027 (415 amino acids)
Biological process (GO): canonical Wnt signaling pathway; multicellular organism development; cell fate commitment
Cellular component (GO): extracellular region
Molecular function (GO): cytokine activity; frizzled binding
Source: RefSeq, a predicted model, not a curated record